This is a messenger RNA of Microcebus murinus (gray mouse lemur), 2961 nucleotides long. Lineage: Eukaryota; Metazoa; Chordata; Mammalia; Primates; Cheirogaleidae. The record is from RefSeq and is a predicted model, not a curated record.
CCUCACAACCUCCUUCCCUUUCCAGGGCCUCCCCUCACAGCCGCCUUCCCUAGCCCUGUCCUCUCCUGGCCCUGUGGACGGAGCUUCGUUUCCUGAGAGGGUCGCAGGUGCGGGGAGAGCCCCUCACCAGAUGCUGCAGGUGCCGGCCGUGCUGUGCGUGUGCGCGGCCGCGUGGAGCGCUCAGGCUGCCGCCGCGCUGGCUGCGGCCGGGGGGCGGGCGGACGGCGCCAAUUUUCUGGACGAUCGGCAGUGGCUGACCACCGUCUCGCAGUACGACCGGGAAGUCGGGCAGUGGAACAAAUUCCGAGACGAAGUAGAGGAUGACUAUUUCCGCACUUGGAGUCCAGGAAAGCCCUUCGACCAGGCUUUAGAUCCAGCUAAAGACCCGUGCUUAAAGAUGAAAUGUAGCCGCCAUAAAGUGUGCAUUGCUCAAGACCCUCAGACCGCAGUCUGCGUUAGUCACCGGAGGCUUACGCACAGCAUGAAGGAAGCAGGAGCAGGCCACAAGCCACGGAGGGGCCCCGGGUCCAACCCCUGCGGGCAGUGCCCAGCCGUCUACACCAGCCCCGUCUGCGGCUCAGAUGGCCACACCUACUCUUCCCAGUGCAAACUGGAGUAUCAGGCAUGUGUCUUGGGAAAGCGGAUCUCCGUCAGAUGCGAGGGCCCCUGCCCGUGCCCCUCAGACAGGCCCCCCAGCACAGGCAGAGACGUUAAGAGAGCGUGCGGCGACCUGGAGUUCAGGGAAGUGGCAAACAGGCUGCGGGACUGGUUCAAGGCCCUCCAUGAAAGCGGGAGCCAAAACAAGAAGGCAAAGGCACUGCUGCGGCCGGAGAGAAGCAGGUUCGAUACCAGCAUCUUGCCAAUCUGCAAGGACUCGCUUGGCUGGAUGUUUAACAGACUCGACACAAACUACGACCUGCUGCUGGACCAGUCGGAGCUGGGCAGCAUCUACCUGGACAAGAACGAGCAGUGCACCAGGGCCUUCUUCAACUCCUGCGACACGUACCGGGACAGCCUCAUCUCCAACAACGAGUGGUGCUACUGCUUCCAGAGGCAGCAAGACCCGCCUUGCCACACGGAGCUCAGCGGCGUCCGGAGGCGGCAGGGCUCGAGGAAGCUCCCGGGACAGUACGUCCCCCUGUGUGACGCCGACGGCUACUACAAGCCGACGCAGUGCCACAGCAGCGCCGGGCAGUGCUGGUGCGUGGACAGGUUCGGGAACGAAGUCGUGGGGUCCAGGAGAGACGGCGUGGCCGACUGCGCUGUCGAUUUUGAGAUCUCUGGAGACUUUGCGAGUGGAGAUUUCCACGAGUGGGCGGAUGAUGAGGGUGCUGAAGGCGCUCUUGUGAACGACGAGGAUGAAAUUGAAGAUGAUGAUGAAGACGAAGGGGAUGAUGAUGAUGGCGGAGAUGACCACGAUGGGUACAUCUGACUAACGGCAGAUGAGAUCCAUAAACGCUACAUUUCUAGUAUUUGCAAAGAGAUAUAUAGCCUGUUAAGAGUUACCUUCUUGUCCCCAAAACAAAGUGAUUCUAAACCCCACAUAUAUUUUGUAUAAUUAUUGCAGAUAUUGAAGCUGAAGUUGUAGAACUUUAUGUUUAAAUAAGAAUCGUUUGCUUUGAGUUUUUAUAUGCCUUACAGAAAAAGAAAACACGUAACGGAGUCUAGCCAGACGAGAGAACUGUUCUGAAGAUCUACUACAAUAAAUUUUUCGUAGCAAAAACUUUGUAAAGCUCACACAAACAAAAUGACAGCCAGCGCUUGGGAUGGUGUGUGUUAUUUUUCACGAGAGAUAGUCUAAGUUAUAUUUACAAUAACUCGUUAGUGACCUUGGCCCCACGAUUUUGUAAAAUCAUGCAUGACCCUAAUUGCAUCUCCAGAGUAGCAUCCUCACAAACGCAGAGCGAGUCAGGGUAACUGAGAGACACCACAUGUUAAGAAAAGCAAAGUGACAACUGCAGUUUCCUCCACUGUGUUCACAUUAAUACCGGUGUUUCCAAUCAUGAAAUUAUUAAGGAUAUGAGAGGAUAUUUUUCAAAAUGGCAAGGAUGGAAAACCAUGGAUUCUGAAAGCUAAAAAUUUAGUUUUCCUUUCUAAUACGUAUUUUAAUUUUGAUGGAAGUCUCAUGUAGAUGUUUUUAAUAUUCUUCAACAGCAUGAUUUCUUUAAGAUUUUUUUUUAUCUUUCUGACCAGCAACUUAGGGUAAAAAAUUUAAAUUAGGAAGAUAAAGAGAAUUUGUUUAAACUAUAUUUUCACAAAAAGUGUGUCAUUUGCCCCAAGGUCAAAUUCUCAAAUCUUAAUUCUCAUUUUAUUUCCCAUUUUAGAUUAAAAUUUGCAUUUAAUCUUAGCAUUAUGCCAUUUUUAUUAGUAGUGCUGAAACUUAAGAGAUCGUAUUGUAUGGUGCCUUGCAAAAGUAGAAAUAGAGAGGUUUUAGCAUGCACACCAAUAUAGGAUACUAGACAAUUAUAUAAGCACACCUAAUUAACAAGUUAAUAUCAGUAAAGGUAUUGCUGCUGGAAUGGAGAACAUGGAAUAUGUUUCUUUCUUUUUUUAUUGUUACAUAAUUGCCAUGUGGACUUGUUUAUGAUUAUUGUGUAGAGUAGCAUUUACAGUUUAACUGUAGCAAAGAUUACUUUAAUCCCUGUAUUUAAGUUAGCAUGUUAAUUACUUGUGUAUACACUUUGGCACACUGUCACUUUUCAGUAUAUCAGACCGAUGGUUUUGUGGCCAUAAUAAAAAUGGAAAAACCUGUUGGGUGUUACACGUUGGCAUCUUUAAUUUCAAUAGUGGGUCAGCUGGUUUCCUGGUAUACAAUUCAUUGAGAGCAAACGUUCUUUCCAUUUAAUUUGUACACACUAAAUAAAAACUUUAAUGUUCACCUUACGUGAUACUACAAGUAUAAUGCAUUUUCUUUUUUACUGUGUAUGUAUAGUUUACAAAAUAAAGAAUCUUGUAACCAAA